Messenger RNA from Arabis nemorensis, 261 nucleotides. The record is from the annotation of a GenBank genome assembly. NCBI's taxonomy places the organism in Eukaryota, Viridiplantae, Streptophyta, Magnoliopsida, Brassicales, Brassicaceae.
AUGAUGUUCCGGUCGCAUGAGCUAUGGGAUUUGGUGGAGACUGGUUUUGAAGAUCCGAAUCCGGAGGAACCCGAUCAACCUCUACGGGAGAAACGUAAGAAAGAUGCAAAGGCUUUGUUCUUCAUCCAAUCGGCACUGGAUGAGGAUAUUUUGUCCAGAAUUUCGGCAGUUAACACANCUCAUGAAGCAUGGGAGAUCUUGAAGCAAGAGUACAUGGGAGCUCAGAAGGUUAUCCCUGUGAAGUUACAAACUUUGCGUUAA